Moneuplotes crassus is the source of this 493-nucleotide messenger RNA. NCBI's taxonomy places the organism in Eukaryota, Ciliophora, Spirotrichea, Euplotida, Euplotidae. The record is from the annotation of a GenBank genome assembly.
AUGGAAGAGGAGAAGAAAGACAAUAAGACAGGUGACAAGCCGAAGAAGAUCGACUGUGAUCCUACAGACCCUGCUUAUAUCGACCACUUGCUGAAUGGCAUUGACAAGACAGUCUUCGAUCCGUACCUUAGGUGAUAUAUAUGCAAAGGAUUCCUUAGAGAUGCUCAUACUAUAAUUGAGUGAGGAGAUACAUUCUGUAAGAGCUGUGUCUGAUUCUAUUUUACUUCUGUCAAAACUUCAAUUUCAUGCCCUGUAUGAAAGGAAGACCUAGGAGGAAGGCCUCUCGAUCAUAUAGUCCCAGAUCCUUCCAUCCAAAAGAUUGUUGAUAUCUUGUAUCCAGAAUUCAAAGAGCUAGAUAUCAAGGCUAUAAAUGCUAUGUAUAAAACAUUUGAGGAGGAUGGAGGUCUUCCUAUUGAUAGAGAAUUGAAGGAAGAGUACAGAGAGAUCGACUUCAGCAAAUUUAAAGUUUCAGAUGACCCAAUGUAAAAUUAUA